GUUCUGUGACGUAUUGUACUAGACUAGUUGUUUAUAUAAGAGACGAAUUAUCCCAAGCUAUUAGGCUACUGUCCGAUCCUGCAGCAUAUCAAUCUAUCAUGAUAGAAUACCCUCCAGGAUAAAUCUUGAAAUUUAGACGAAAAUUACCAACACAGCAAGCAGGAGCACAACGCCACUAGGCCUGCAAAGUCCCUACCUUAAAACCUCAAUCGUCCCCCGCAACAAUGGGCAUAUCCACGCCGGAGAAUGUGGUGCCCCUUACCGGAACGGUGACCAAGGGGCUCUUGGAGCGACUGAGUGGCCUCGGAAGCGUGCUGGCCGGCGGCCUCAUCGUCUACUAUAUUGGCCUGGCCGUGUACCGGCUCUACUUCCACCCACUUGCAAAAUUCCCCGGCCCACCCCUCCACGCCAUAAGCUCCAUGCCCUUCAAUAUCCAAAGCUACUUGCAAGGCAUCUUUACGUGGAAGGUUCAGGGGCUUCAUGCCAAGUACGGCAAAAUUGUACGCAUUGGGCCCAACCGGCUGGCCGUAGAAGGGUCCAUCGGGUGGACCGACGUUUACGGUCACCGCCCCGGAGGUACCGAGACCGAGUUCGCAAAACUGCAGGGGUUCUUUGGACCAGUUCCGGACCAUGGCAUCAUCGCUGCCCCGAACCGCGAGGAACACCGACGUCAUCGCCGCGCGCUCGCCCACGCCUUUAGCGACACGGCCAUGCACGAGCAGGAGCCCCUCAUUACGUAUUACGUCGACCUUUUGAUCCGCCGCAUAUCCGAAGAAACCCGCACGGGCGUUCCCUCCGAUAUGCUGAAAUGGUUCAACUACGUCAGCUUCGAUAUCAUUGGCGAUCUUUCCCUGGCCGAAUCCUUCAACGCACUUCAAACAGCGAAAGGGCACCCCUGGAUUACAAAUAUGUUUAAAGGCAUCAAAGGAGGGAACUACAACCGUUUUCUCAGAUUAACCUUCCCGAUGCUCUUGCCGAUCGCAGUCUUUUUCGACCCGACAGGUGCCAUCAAGGCCUUUUGGGAGAACCGCCUCUAUUCCGAAACCAAAUGCAAGGCUCGUUUAGCAAAAGGGGCCGACGAAGACCAAACGGAUAUGAUUGGUAGCGAUGGUAAACCAGUGGUUAGGCGAGACUUUAUCGGCUAUAUGAUGCGUGAGAACAGGGACAAAGAAAAACUCACCGAACAGGAGAUUAUACGCAAUUCCAACAUCCUUAUCAGCGCCGGCAGCGAAACGACGGCCACUUGUAUGGGGGCCCUUUCCUACCUCUUUACCCUGCCCGAGAAUCGACAGUGGCGUGAUGCCGCCGUAAACGAAGUGCGGACCCAUUUUAAAAAAGAGGCGGACAUCCAAUUGAACACCGUCGGAGCUAAUGUGCUGCCGAUUCUGCAUGCCUGCAUCGAAGAGGCACUCCGCAUUCACCCACCGGCCUCUGAGACUCCGCCACGGGUCUCCCCCGGUGCCUUUGUGGGUGGUGAAUACGUUCCCAAGGAUACAAUCGUACAAGUCUUCCAGCUCGCCACGUACCACAACCCCGACAACUUUGUUGAGGCAGAUAAAUUCCGGCCACAGAGAUUCCUGCCCCCAAGCCAUCCUUUGUACGAGCCCCGGUUCGCCAAGGACAACAUGGCCGCUUUCAAGCCCUUCAGCAACGGGCCGCGCGAUUGCAUCGGCAAAAACCUGGCCUAUACCGAAAUGCGCCUUAUCAUGUCCAGGGUCUUUCUCCGCUUUGACUUUGAGAGCCUGCUGCCAGAAAGUGAGAAUUGGCUGACGAGGCAGCGUGCCUUUACCAUUUGGGAGAAGGCGCCGUUGAUGAUUAAGCUCAAAGAAAGAACCGACCUCGAAGUCAAGGCCUGAACGGAGCCAAAAGCGUCCGUCGGUGGAGGAGGAAGGGAGGAGGAUUAUGGUGACUCCAUGUUGGCCGCAUGAGCAUCGGAGUCUCGGACAGAUAUCAUCAACUUGAAUCAUUCACGGCCUCUGGUCAGGUUUCUAGACAUUGCCGAGCCAGCCCCACUAAUUAGCUUUUUUUCCUUUUCAGUUUGUCAUGAAUUUUUCUUUGGCCUGUUUGUUAAGAACUUGAGCCUUGUACAUUUAAUUCAUUCUGGAGUGAACCGUACGAGGAACCCAUUCUCAGCUCCAUAUACAUAAACAAUAGAUUCUAUAAUAUCAUCGGUCUGUGC
Molecule: messenger RNA, 2179 nt
Organism: Pyricularia oryzae 70-15
Lineage: Eukaryota; Fungi; Ascomycota; Sordariomycetes; Magnaporthales; Pyriculariaceae
Product: isotrichodermin C-15 hydroxylase
Exons: 3
Coding region: 225-1856 (543 amino acids)
Molecular function (GO): iron ion binding; oxidoreductase activity, acting on paired donors, with incorporation or reduction of molecular oxygen; monooxygenase activity
Source: RefSeq, a predicted model, not a curated record